AUGACAAACAUUUCUGCUCCUGAACAAAAACCAUUACCACAAAAUUCAAAUAGUUCUUCAAACGAUAUUUCUUCUCGUCAAACAGAAUCAAAUUCAUCUGAUAUUCAUUCACGGUAUUGGACAUUUUUAUUUGAUAAUUUAAAACGAUCUAUUGAACAAAUCUAUCAAACAUGUGAAUCUGAUCAAAAUCCAUCACAAUGUCAAGAAGUUAUACAAUUCCUUUGUCAAUAUUGUAAAAAUUUUGAAAUUCUUAUUAAAAAACAACAAAAUAUUCCUAAUGAAACAAAAAGUGAUAUAUAUUUAAAUGUAAAUAACUCAUCACAUCAUCGUUCUUCAAAUGAUUCAACGAAAUUAAAACGUCAAAAAUCAAAUAAAUAUCGUACAUCAAUUGAUAGUUCAAGUUUACUUUCAUUACCAUCAUUAUUUUCAACAUCAACAUUAACUAAUGAAUCUUCUAUGACAUUAAUUGGAAGUACGAAUCAGUCAUUAUUAUCAAUUAAAAAACCAUUAACUGAUGAAACAGUUGAAGAUGCUGAUGAUGAAAAAGAUGUUUGCGAUGAUUUGAUAAAUGCGAAUCGAUAUCAUCGAUAUCAUCGGCAGUUAUCUAUAACAUCACAUCAUCGGAUAAAACAGCAAAGUUUAACAUCGGAAGAAGAUGAUGAAGAAUUAUUAUUGAGAAAUCAUAGAGGAAUGGUGGAUUUUAUGGAUCGACAAAUAUUCGAUGUAUUUGAUCAAGAAGAAUCAUUAACUGCUGCAUUGGAAGCAGAACAAGAACGAGCAAUUGCUUCAUUAAUGGCUGAACAAGAAGAUCUUGAACAACAAAUAAAUAAUGUUAGUGAUGAUGAUCUUUUAUUAGGUGUUGAUGAUGGUUCAGAAUUAGAAGAAAGUGAAUUAUCGACAACAAAAACUUCAAGCUAUUUUAUGUCAUUACCUGGUGAUCAAGAUGAAAAAGACUUAAGUCUAAUUGAUCUUUCACGUGAUGAAAAUGAUUCUGAUCUCGAUGGAAAAUCUCGAACAAAACAUCAACGUCUUUAUGAAAAAUUAUCAACACCUUCACGUAUUCGGCCUUUGAGUGAAACUCUUCGUGAAGCAGCUGAACGUCAAGCACGAGCAUUAAGAAAACGACAAACAUUACGCGAUGAAAAAGCUCGUAAAUUACGUGAAUUAAUGCACAGAGUCAAUGAAGUUCGUCAAUGGAAAGAAGAAUUAAUAAAAGCACGUAAAACAACAAUUGAAAUAAAAAUGCAACGUGCUGAAGAAAAACGUCAAUAUUUAUUAUUAUUAAAAGCUAAAAAAGCUGGUGAUGAAGAUUUAAAAGGACAAGAAAUAGCAUUUAUUAAAUGUUUACAACAAGAAAAUCGUCGACAAACAUUAAAAGAACGUUAUCAAAAAGAAGAACAAUAUAAACAAUAUCUUGAAGAAGAACGUGUUAGAAAACAUGAUGAACAUAAACAAAAAGAAUUAGCUGCAGAAAAUCGACGAAAAGAAUUAGAAGCUAUACGACAAACACGUCUUAAUGAAAUGCAAGAAAAAUGGAAAACAAAAGAACGUAUGAUUGAACAACAUUUAACUGAAAAACGAAAACAAAAACAAACUGCCGCUAUUGCUAAACAAAAAAGUUUUCAGAAGAAGCGUGCAGAACGUGUUGAAUAUCUCAAAGCAUCAACUGUUGAAUUGAAGAAAAAAUUAACAUUAAAACAAGAAGAAAGUGCGCGACGACAUAUAACUCAACUCGAAGAAAUCCGUCGAAAAGCUAUGGAAAUGAGUGUUUUACGUGGACCAAGUGCUGAAGAUCAUCAUCAUCAUCAUGUAUCUCCGGUAGAUGAUGACACUAAAACAACAACAUCAAUAACAAACAUUCCAAUGAAUGACGAUCCUGUUGCAACUCGUAAAUGUUGUACACUAUGCAAUCUGUUGUUAGCUUCCGAUCUUCAUUUGCAAACACAUUUACGUGGUACUCGUCAUAAUCAAUUAUUAAUUGAAAGAUUUAAUCAAAAGAAUGAAAAUGGUGUCAAGAAACAACCUACACAAGAAGAACUUAAUACAUUUAAUACAGAAUGUAUAGCAGUUGUUACAAGUGAUGAUAUUGUCCGACAAGAAAUAGCUUAUAAUCGAGAACGAAAACAUGCAAUGAAAAAACGAGCUAAAAAACUACGCCUUCGUAUUGCUCAACGUUCGACAGCAUAUGAAACUGAAAAUGCCCAACGACCAUAUUUAACAUCGACACAUAAAGCACGUAUUCAACGGUUUUUAAAUGAAUUAGAAAAAUCUUUGAGUACAACAGCAAGAAAAGAACCAUUAAAUACAACAAAUUAUUUAGCAUGUCAACGUAUUCUUAGUGAAUUUGUUAAAAUUUUCGAUACAUAUGGUUAUGAAAAAGAUUCACCACUUGAACAACGUGUUUUUUUUAGUUUAAACGGUUAUUUAACGUUAAAUAAAAUGAUUGAAUUAAGAGCAGAAUCUAAUAAACCAGCACUUGCACCUGAAAGGUAA
Molecule: messenger RNA, 2493 nt
Organism: Rotaria sp. Silwood2
Lineage: Eukaryota; Metazoa; Rotifera; Eurotatoria; Philodinida; Philodinidae
Source: the annotation of a GenBank genome assembly